Messenger RNA from Mucor velutinosus, 219 nucleotides. RefSeq names its product tRNA-dihydrouridine synthase 2 (gene dus2). Bases 1 to 219 code for a protein of 72 amino acids. The record is from RefSeq and is a predicted model, not a curated record. NCBI's taxonomy places the organism in Eukaryota, Fungi, Mucoromycota, Mucoromycetes, Mucorales, Mucoraceae. The transcript has a single exon.
AUGACUCUCCCUGAACAAACUCAACAUCAUGCCCACCCUACUGAAUUGGCUCGUGAAAUGUCUACCAACACAAUGAUCAAGACCGAACAACAGCUCCGCGAAGAGAUCGCCGCAUUAAAACGUGAAGAAGAAAACCUCAAGAAGAUUGAUGAAGAAAUCAAGCAAAACCUGGAGAUUGUACAUGAGAAGCGAGUUGCUGCUGAGGAUCAUGACGCCUAA